Opisthorchis viverrini is the source of this 2301-nucleotide messenger RNA. RefSeq lists its product as hypothetical. Gene Ontology annotation, biological process: transmembrane transport; monoatomic ion transport. Gene Ontology annotation, molecular function: monoatomic ion channel activity; protein-containing complex binding. The transcript is spliced from 3 exons. The coding region runs from base 1 to 2301 and encodes 766 amino acids. The record is from RefSeq and is a predicted model, not a curated record. Lineage: Eukaryota; Metazoa; Platyhelminthes; Trematoda; Opisthorchiida; Opisthorchiidae. Gene Ontology annotation, cellular component: membrane.
AUGAUUCCCAAAUUAAUGUGCACAGCCCAAGCAAACCAAUCAGAUCAGAUGGUUGGACCAACCAAUCAAAACUCACAGGAGAUUCUUGGCGUAUUAGUCGGGGCUACCGGGUGCACAAUGCUGGAAUUAGCGCACUCGUCCCAUAAUGGCAAGUUAAUCAAUGGACACCUACAUCAAGACAAAUUGAUAAACAAGCUGGAUGCUCACAGGCUCAAUAACCUUGACUACAGAGGUGACAGUACACGCUAUCGAAUGAUUCAAACAAAUUCACCCAGGAAAAUGCACGUACUGAUGCCGGUCUAUCAGCAGUGGCCUACACAAUCUCUGCCAUCAAAAGGACACGAAAAAUGUACUCUUGGAUUCGGAGGACACACAUACCCGCCUUUGACCACAUUAGAUAAUCCAAAUGAUCCGGAAGUGGCCGAUGACAAAUCACCGACCGAUUUCCCGGAACCAUUUAAAACAGUUGACUUCCCAGUAGCAUCUGAAGAAACCAUCUUGCCACAAAAGGAACCUGAGGAAAAAAAAAGUCCACUACCUACAGAGCUGAUUGAAGACCAUCGUCGCUUUGGUCAAAGCGAAUGCAGUGUUUGUUGUGUCUUUCAGACACACAAUCGGAUUCUACUGAUGUGGUUGACGCUGCUGUCUGCGACAGUACUAUAUAACUUGUGGCUUCCAGUAGCCAGACAGGCGUUCUAUCGCCUCCAGGAGGAAUAUGUGGUCAUGUGGACUUUGUUAGACAUCAUGGCAGAUCUCGUCUACUUACUGGAUAUUGUGGUUCAGAUGAGAUCACCUUAUCUGGAUUACGGCUUGGUGGUUGUCAAUGGACGUAAGAUGAUUAAACAUUAUACAAAGUCCCGAAAUUUCCGGUUGGACGUUAUUUCAUUGCUUCCUCUGGAUUUGAUUCAAAUCAAAAUUGGUAUGCAACCGCUCCUUCGGUUUCCACGGUUCCUGAAGGUAUACCGUGCCCUAGAAUGGAAAAAUAUGGUAGCCAAUCUAACACCGUUUCCGAACACCUGGCGGGUGGUCAAUCUUAUGCAUGUCAUGUUUUUGGGAUGUAACUGGUGUGCAUGUGCCUACUACGCUAUAUCAGCCUACCAAGGAUUUCGUGGCAAGUGGGGUUACACCCAAAAGUCUGAUAACACCACCAGCCUUGCUCAAAUUUAUCUGCAAUCAUUCUACUGGGCGAACCUUGCACUUGCUACGAUUGGUAUUCAUGAGGCACCUGAAACCAACAUUGAUGUCGUAGAGCAACGAGUUGCUCAACAGAGGUGUAUUGAUUUACUUCACGAUGGCACUCAUGGUCAAUUUGAUGGAGCUGCAACUAUUCAUAACUCAGAUCAACAGGCGAUCAACUAUUAUCCUCGAGCCCGUUUGACAACUACCUCGGUUUCGUUAACAUCACACUUACCGGGGACCGAAUAUUCGGAAUGUAUCUGCUCUCCUACACAGGCAAUCGGAUGGAGAGUGGCAGAAUCAGAUAUUGCGCAAAUGAGUGUAACAAAUGAUUCAUACUUGAACGAGAAUAUCGCCGCUGUCAAUCCGGAACUGCAGGCUGAUGAAUGGGUACCAGCUGACGCAAGCCCGCCCUCGCCCACACUAAUCAAAAUUCAACAGCUGGUGAAUCAAAAGUCCCUGUGUGGCGAAUUUUGUCUGUUCACAGCGUACAGCAAAGUUUUGCGUAUCUGGCUUUCAUUGGUGUCCCUCGCAGUGUUGUACAAUUUGUGGUUACCAAUAGCUCGACAAUCAUUCUACCAAAUACAAACCAGGUAUUUCCUAUUCUGGCUGGUACUAGACGCAGUAGCGGACUUUAUUUAUCUAUUGGACAUAUUUGUGCAAAUGGGAACGACCUAUUUGGAAUUCGGAAUUCCAGUGCUCAAACGACGUAAAAUCGUAAAACAUUACAUGAAAACCUUUGGGUUUCGCUUAGACCUUCUAUCGUUGCUUCCGUUGGAUCUAAUACAAAUCAAGGUUGGAACACAGCCUAUGCUUCGCUUUCCACGGUUUAUCAAGUUCUAUCGUUUCCUGGAGUGGAAAAUGUCAAUUGGGCACUUGUGCAGAAUUCCAUGCAUAUGGCGCCUGUUUCACUUGUUUCAUUUGUUGUUCCUGGGUUGUCAUUGGUGUGCUUGCCUCUAUUUUGACGUGUCCGCUUUCGAGCAGUUUAAAAGUACGUGGGGAUUCGUUCCCCAAGACGGUUCGAACACCACGCUUUUUCGUGUUUAUUUGGUGUCCUUCUACUGGGCCACCUUAGCGCUCGCCACAAUUGGAAUUGAUGAACCACCAACUACUACUCUCGAGUAA